UAGAUAAGCUGCCUACUGCCCAGCGAGGGCAUCUGGGCCCUCCCAGCCCCGCCAGCCCGGGCCACGUGGCCUCAUCGAGUCCAAGGCCACAGGAGUCAGGGGGUUUCCUCAGCAUCCUCAGGUGUCCUGCGGAAGCCCAGCGGUGGCGCCUCCUGGUCUAGCCACCUCCUCGGGCCUCCGUGAAAGGGAGUGAAAGUUCCCAAGCAACGCAGAGGUGCCCAUUUCUCAGAGCCACUGGGGCCCACCCGGGGCCGCGGAUCCGGGAAGCCCAGCCUCCCACAGGCAAGGCCAGCUGUGCAAAGUGGUUGGGGGUCGCUUCGGGAGGGGUGGGGCCAUGACACCCUCCUGGGCUGCUUCUCCAGGGUCUAAACAACUUUCUCCGGCCUCUGUCCCUCUCCCCACCAGCGGGAGACCGCGGAAUCCCACUGCCCGCCUUUCUUCCUAGGCGCUUGGCUCUCAGCUCUCACACUCCCAGAAGGGACCCCUCAGCCGCUCCACCUCCGCCUCCCAGGGCGCGACGGUCGCGCCCGACCUGAACGCGUUGGCAGGAGGAGGAAGGGAGGGCUGGCUGGCUCCAAGGUGCCCGUGAGGCCGAACCCAGCCCUCGAGACAGAUCAGGGGGCGCGAGCGUGCUUUCCACCCGACCGCUCUCACACGCCGAGCCCCACUAGGGGCUGCCCAGCGCCCCCAACCCGGCAAGAGGACCUGGGCCCAACACCCGUGCCAGCUGAGUGCACAGGAGCCCCCAGGUUGUCCCUCCUGGACCCGGGAGCGGACCCUGGUUGCGGUGAAGCCAGACGGGGUGCAGCGGCGGCUCGUCGGGGACGUGAUCCAGCGCUUUGAGAGGAGGGGCUUCAAGCUGGUGGGGAUGAAGAUGCUGCAGGUGCCAGAGAGCCUCCUUGCUGAGCACUACCACGAGCUGCGGAGGAAGCCCUUCUACCCAGCCCUCAUCAGCUACAUGAGCUCCGGCCCAGUGGUGGCCAUGGUCUGGGAAGGUCCCAACGUGGUCUGCGCCUCGAGGGCCAUGAUAGGACACACCAACUCGGCCGAGGCUGCCCCUGGCACCAUCCGCGGAGACUUCAGCAUCCAUAUCAGCAGGAAUGUCAUCCACGCCAGCGACUCUGUGGAAGGGGCCCAGAGGGAGAUCCAGCUGUGGUUCCAGAGCAGUGAGCUGGUGGACUGGGCGGACGAAGGCCACCACGGCAGCGCCGGUCCAGCCUGAGCCCUCAGGGUGCCCUCCGUGCCCCGGCAUCCACUCCGGACCAACUACCUCUUCCAAGAACUUGAGCCCACACCACACUCUGCCCGAAUGUCCCAGACCACCUGCUCGUCCACCUUGUGCCCACCCCAGCCCACAGGGGUUGAACCACCGACUUUAUGUGCCUUGCAGUAUCCUAAGCCAGCACACGACUGCAUCAAAUCCUU
This is a messenger RNA of Sus scrofa (pig), 1425 nucleotides long. NCBI's taxonomy places the organism in Eukaryota, Metazoa, Chordata, Mammalia, Artiodactyla, Suidae. The record is from RefSeq and is a predicted model, not a curated record.